Microtus ochrogaster (prairie vole) is the source of this 7884-nucleotide messenger RNA. RefSeq names its product OTU deubiquitinase 4 (gene Otud4). NCBI's taxonomy places the organism in Eukaryota, Metazoa, Chordata, Mammalia, Rodentia, Cricetidae. Gene Ontology annotation, biological process: protein deubiquitination; negative regulation of toll-like receptor signaling pathway; regulation of protein K48-linked deubiquitination. Gene Ontology annotation, molecular function: K63-linked deubiquitinase activity; cysteine-type deubiquitinase activity. The record is from RefSeq and is a predicted model, not a curated record.
GCGAGGUGGGGAAGCGAGAGGCCGCGGCUUUCUCUCCGGCUUUCCUCCGCUCUCGGCGUGGGACGCGCGCCGGCGGGAGACGCAGGCCUUGCUAAACCUCUGCCGGCCCGGUGGAGCGCGCCGGCGGGGCUCUGCCUCGCCACACACCGGUCGGGACCUGGAAACUUGUGGGGGCGGCGACCCCCGAGCGUCCCGCGGGCGCGUGUCCCUCCGCCGAGGCGGCCGCGUGCGGAUGGCCAUGUACUAGGCUGGGCUCCCUAUGCGCCCGGAGAGCGCGGUCCGCCGCCUCGGUCCGCCGCUUCCUGCCGCCGCUCGCUUCGUCCACGCCGGCGCCAGAGCCCGAGCCUCAGCCCGCUCCAGGCCGGGGCGUCGAGCCGCCAGCGGCGCGGCCAUGUGGGGCUAGUCCGCGCCGCUCACCCUGCAGCGGACCGGCAACAUGGAGGCAGCCGUCGGCGCACCCGACGGCGCGGAGCAGGGCGGCGUGGGGCCGCUCGAGGAUGCGACGCCCAUGGACGCCUAUUUGCGCAAACUGGGCUUGUAUCGGAAAUUGGUCGCCAAGGACGGGUCGUGCUUGUUCCGGGCUGUGGCCGAACAGGUAUUGCACUCUCAGUCUCGCCAUGUGGAAGUUAGAAUGGCUUGUAUUCACUACCUUCGAGAGAACAGAGAGAAGUUUGAAGCGUUUAUAGAAGGGUCAUUUGAAGAAUAUUUAAAACGUUUGGAAAAUCCACAGGAAUGGGUAGGACAAGUGGAAAUAAGUGCCCUUUCUCUUAUGUACAGGAAAGAUUUUGUAAUAUAUCAGGAGCCAAAUGUUUCACCUUCACAAGUAACUGAAAAUAAUUUUCCUGAAAAGGUGUUACUGUGUUUUUCGAAUGGAAAUCAUUAUGAUAUUGUCUAUCCUAUAACAUAUAAAGAUAGUUCUGCUAUGUGUCAGUCUCUCCUUUAUGAAUUGCUGUAUGAGAAGGUAUUUAAAACUGAUGUUAGUAAAAUCAUGAUGGGACUAGAAACGUCUGAAGUGGUUGAUGAAAGCAAUAGUGAAAUAUCAGAUUCUGAGGAUGACAGCUGCAAGAGUAAGAGUACUGCUGCUACUGAUGUGAAUGGAUUUAAACCUUCAGGCAGUGAGAACCCAGAGAACAAUGGGAAUGUGGCUGACCUUCCUCUGUCCAGAAAGGUUCUUAAGUCGCUCAACCCAGCAGUCUAUAGAAAUGUGGAGUAUGAAAUUUGGCUGAAGUCCAAACAAGCUCAACAGAAACGUGACUAUUCCAUUGCUGCUGGAUUACAAUAUGAAGUUGGAGAUAAAUGCCAUGUUAGAUUGGAUCAUAAUGGAAAAUUUUCUGAUGCAGACAGUCAUGGCAUUCACUCUGAGAAUGGACCAGUUUUAUCAGAAGAACCGGGAAAAAAACAUACACCGAAGAACCUCAAGCCACCUCCCCCAGAAAGCUGGAACACAGUGUCAGGAAAGAAGAUGAAAAAGUCUAAUUCAGAUACGGAUUACAGAGGGCCAAAGAGUCUAAGCAAGCCAAUAAAAGCCCCAUCAGCACUACCUCCUCGACUACAGCAUCCUUCUUCGGGUGUAAGACAGCAUGCAUUCUCUAGUCAUUCUUCAGGGUCCCAGUCUCAAAAAUCCUCCAGUGAGCAUAAGAAUCUAAGUAGGACACCCUCACAGAUCAUAAGAAAACCUGAUCGUGAAAAAGCUGAGGAUUUUGAUCACAUGAGUCGUGAAUCUUACUAUUUUGGCCUCUCCCCAGAAGAACGCAGAGAAAAACAAGCUAUUGAAGAGUCUCGUUUAUUGUAUGAGAUUCAGAACCGGGAUGAACAGGCUUUUCCUGCCCUUUCUAGCCCAUCAGUCAGUCAGUCCCCUCAGAAUAGCAACUCCUGUGUCCAGAGGAAGUCUUCACAUGCAAGGGAUAGAAAAGGAAGCUUGCGGAGAACAGAUGCAGAAGAACGGAAGGACAAAGAUUCCCUACGUGGCCAUACUCAUGUGGAUAAAAAAACCGAGUCAAGCACACUGGAGGUCAGUGAUGAUAAAUGUACAAGAGUUUCAUCACCAUCUAAGACAAAGAAAGUAGACUGUCCAUCUCCUGUAGAACAAAAGCCAGCAGAACAGAUACCUUUGUCAAAUCCAGCUCCCCUUUUAGUCUCUCCAGAAGUCCAUCUCACUCCUGCGGUGCCUUCUUUACCAGCCACUGUGCCAGCCUGGCCAAGUGAACCUACAACUUUCGGACCAACAGGUGUCCCUGCUCAGAUUCCCAUUUUGUCAGUGACACAGACAACUGGACCCGAUGCUGCUGUGUCACAAGCGCAUUUAACACCUUCUCCAGUUCCUGUGUCAAUUCAGGCAGUUAACCAGCCCUUGAUGCCUUUGCCUCAGACGAUGAGCCUUUAUCAAGACCCACUCUAUCCUGGGUUUCCUUGUAGUGAGAAGGGAGACCGAGCCAUUGCACCACCUUACUCACUGUGUCAGACCGGCGAGGACCUGCCUAAAGAUAAGAACAUUCUUCGAUUCUUCUUCAAUCUUGGUGUAAAGGCAUAUAGUUGUCCUAUGUGGGCCCCACAUUCUUACCUGUAUCCUCUGCACCAGGCCUACAUGGCAGCCUGUAGGAUGUACCCAAAGGUCCCUGUUCCUGUGUAUCCUCAGAAUACUUGGUUCCAAGAAGCCCCUCCUGCUCAGAGUGAAAGUGACUGUCCUUGUCCUGAUGCCCACUACUCUAUGCAUCCCGAGGCCAGUGUUAAUGGACAGAUGCCACAGGCAGAGAUUGGACCUCCUGCAUUCUCUUCACCUCUGGUUAUCCCUCCGUCUCAGGUGUCUGAAGGUCAUGGACAAUUGUCUUACCAACCUGAACUUGAGUCUGAGAAUCCCGGGCAACUUCUUCAUGCUGAAUAUGAAGAAUCACUAAGUGGCAAGAACAUGUACCCACAACCGUCCUUUGGACCUAACCCGUUCUUAGGUCCCGUUCCUAUUGCACCUCCUUUCUUUCCUCAUGUUUGGUAUGGGUAUCCAUUUCAGGGAUUUGUAGAAAAUCCUGUCAUGAGGCAGAAUAUUGUCUUGCCCUCUGAUGAGAAAGGGGAACUGGAUUUGCCCUUGGAGAAUUUAGAUCUGUCUAAAGAAUGCGACUCUGUCCCUGCAGUGGGUGAGUUUCCGGAACCCAGAGUUGAAGCAAGUGUGAGCAGCAAGCAUGAAGGCCGAGUGGAACAGUCAUCCCAGACACGAAAGGCAGACAUUGCUUUGGCUUCAGGUUCUCCUGGAAUAGAGGGAAAGGCUCAUCCUCCCACUCAGAUUCUAAACAGAGAGAGAGAAACCAUGUCUGCUGAACUUGAGCCUAAGAGGACCAUUCAGAGUGUGAAAGAAAAACCAGAGAAAGUGAAAGAUCCCAAGGCUGCUGCUGAUGUAGCUGGCCCUGGGGCCAACUCUGUGGAUAGAUUGCAAAGACCAAAAGAAGAGAGUUCAGAAGAUGAGAAUGAAGUGUCUAAUAUAUUGAGAAGUGGCAGACCCAAGCAGUUCUAUAAUCAAACUUAUGGAAGCAGGAAAUACAAGAGUGAUUGGGGUUCUUCUGGUAGAGGUGGAUAUCAACAUGUGAGAGGCGAGGAGUCCUGGAAAGGGCAGCCUAACAGAAGCCGGGAUGAAGGUUUUCAGUACCAUCGAAAUGUUAGAGGACGCCCAUAUAGGGGAGAUAGGAGGAGAUCAGGGAUGGGAGAUGGCCACAGGGGACAGCACACUUAAUGGCUAGUUGUUGCUCAUAUUGUAGAGCUGAAGCCUUUUCGUAGGUGGAGUAUUUCUGAAGGCUUUAAAAACAUUAAAAUAAAAACCCAAAUUGGAACUAUCUCCUCCCUUCCCCAUUUACCCUCAAUUCCUAUUCCAGAAUAGGAUGAAACUUUGGACAUGAGUUCAAGGGGUAGAUGAAUUUUUGGCAUUGUGUUUUUUCUUACUCAGAAUCUGUUUAUUGGGUUACUGCCCCCAUAAAAAGUAAACAUGACUUCAAGUAUUUUUUUAUAAACAACUCAAUAUAAAACAUAGACAUAGUGUUUGUUUCUUUUCCUCUGGUGUAAGUUUGAUUUUAAAACAUUGGAAAUGUGUGCUUUUAGCGUUUACUGAAGUGACAAGAAAGUAAAGCAUUCAACACACUAUAGAUUCCAAAACAUAACAUUGCACCAAAUAGAAAUGUAUAUUUUAUUAUGCAAUGCCUUAGUCAUAAACUGGGCUCAAACAGUUCUCAGCCUCAAACACUGUUGUCUUUUAAUAUGCUUCCAACCCAAAGGCCUUUCAUCUCAGUAUCUGUCAAACUUGAAUAACGUCUUCUCUCUACUAUUACACACGAGGCAGCCUAUUAACCUGUGUCUCAGAAUUGUUGUAUAUAGUUCUUUUAAUAUCCAUAGGGUAUAUUUUUGAAUUUUGGUGAGUAUUUGUUGACCUUGAGAUUGCAUACAAUAGAUGUUUAAGAAAUUGUAGGAAGUCCGGUGAGACGCUGUUUCCAUCCAGAACUUAGCACUGCUGUAAAUAUCAUGGUGCCUACCCGAAAGGAAUGUAGAUGCUAUGCAUUUUGAAAAUAAUCUGCAUCUGUUAAAACUGCAGAGGUUUUUAAUGCCACUUUAACACUAAUGCACUGACAGAUUCUAAAUAUUUUGUGAGAAAUGUUGAAAUUUUUAACUUGAUAGGCUUCUCUAUAGAGUGUUUUCCUCCCUGCUCAUUGGUUAUUUUUAUCACUUUACAGUUGCAUGUUCAACUUGUCAUAGUUGGAAUUACUGUAUAAAAAGAACGUGAUUGUGACUUCUAGUUUUUCUAGAGGAUGCUGCUAGAGGUGGCUUAGCUUUGCUUUUCGUAGCUCUUCCCCAUCAGUGCUGUGUCUGAUCUGCUUUUUUGGUGUGCAGUUUUCACUAGAGGCUCCUUUGCAUGUUGUGUUCUGUUCUCAUUUAGAGGUUGGACUCAGACAAGUUAACACAGUAUUCACUCAUCUGUGUUACUUUGUGAAACUAACUGUACUUUAUAUUUCUUAUUCGUAUAUAUAUCAAUGUGAAAAUCUACCUUUUUUUUAAAUGUUGCAAUUACCUUGUGAUCAGGCAGCUUGAAUGCUAUGCAAUUAGUAGUAUGGUGGUGAUUUUCUUUGCAUGCUCUGUGUAAUAUACCUUGUUGUAAUAGGAGCAGCGGGCUGCUUCCCGCCACCCGGCUAGCUUUAUACCCGAAAUAAUUACACGGAAACUGUAUUCUUUUAAACACUGCCUGGCCCAUUAGUUUCAGUUUCUUAUUGGCUAGCUCUUACAUAUCGAUCUAACCCAUUUCUAAUAAUCUGUGUAGCUCAACGAGCUGGCUUACCAGGGAAGAUCUUAACCUGAGUCUGUCUGGAGUGGGAGAAUCAUGGCGACUCACUGAUUCAGCUUCUUUCUCCCAGCAUUCUGUUCUGUUUACUCCGCCUACCUAAUUUUAUGUCCUAUUAAAGGGCCAGGGCAGUUUCUUUAUUACUUAACCAAUGAAACAACAGAUAGAAUGAUGAACCACCUCCAUCAAUACCUAACCAGAAAUAGAUGUGGCUUUUGUUUGGGGGGGCAGAUUACUUAAAAGCGAAUACAGUUAACUUGAAUAUGAUAAAUGGAAGCAGACAGUUUUCUGGGUCCUCUGAUGCUUGUGGGAAUGUUUGGCUGUCAGCUAGGCUCAGUGAAGCUCUACUCUACUGUAAUGAUGGUGUUUACCUCUAUGUUGUUCCAAAUACCCUCAUGUCUGUGUAACUGCUGAUUUGAGUAGUGAUUAGCAUUUAGAAAUUUUGUAACAUAGGACUUUAGAGAGCACUUUGAAAGAUAACAUUUUAUUAAUGAUGGUGCUAGGUAAAAAUUUUAUAGCCUGGGAUGUGCUGAAAAAAAUUGAGAACCUGUUUUUUUUUUUUUUUUUGGUUUUUCGAGACAGAGUUUCUCUGUGGUUUUGGAGCCUGUCCUGGAACUAGCUCUUGUAGACCAGGCUGGUCUCGAACUCACAGAGAUCCGCCUGCCUCUGCCUCCCGAGUGCUGGGAUUAAAGGCGUGCGCCACCACCGCCUGGCAAGAACCUGUUUUAAAGGAAUUUGUUGUCUUCUAAGCUAGAAUGGUUGUGAAGGUUCUGUGUUGCGGUGCUUCAGUAUCUGGCUGGACUAUGGUAAGGACUGUAGAGGAGCUUCUUAGUCUGUGCUUUUAUGUAGAAUUGGCUUUAUUGCGUAGUUUCAAGAUGAAAAUCACCUUUUGAUACAAUAAAGUAGAUUUAGAAGUUUGAUACAUGCUUGGUCUCAGGAGUCCAAAAGAAGUAGCUGUUUCCAAUGUCGUGUGUUUUUCUGACUGGACAAGUGGUUAAAAAUUGGACAGGAAAGAGUAAUGCUUGGUUUCUUACAGUGGCUCUGUCUCACCUUAGUGAAGAACAGUGGUUAGUAGCUCCUGAAGGAAGCUGAUGAGCUUGUUUCCUUACCUGACCUCUGGGAUGUGAUGAAUGAGCAGUGAAAGAAUCUAGCCUGUGGUACUUUCUUUGUGACCUCUGACUUCACUAGUUUUAAAAUGAUCAAUCUUGUAUGAAGGUCAGUUUUCUUUCUUUAGGUAUGUGUUUAGGUAUAAUUCAUCCAGGGGAUUUUGCCUUAUCCUAAGGUCAGACUAGUGCCAAGCAAGCCUUUUUUCGUCACAUGAACUGACCUGUCAUACUGUAUUUUGGAACAUACUGUAUUCUACUGGAAAAGGAAAGGGGGAAAUGACAACUAAAAGUUCUUUGUAUUGUAAUUGGGAAAUGAUGAAACCUUAUGAUGGGAUCCAUUGAAGAAAUGCUUCCCCUGACCAAAGCUCAUCUGUUUUGUUUAGGUGCUUUAGUUGUACUAGACGUCUCCUCUUCCUUCCAGUACUGUCUCCUCAAGUUACUUUCUCUCAAGGCACAUCCUCCAUUCUUGCCCUGUGUACUCCUUGGCAGCCUUCAUGUUGUUUCCUCUAAGUUUGUUUCAUAGCUGCUACAACCUGACAGGAGUAGGUUUUCCACAAUGCACAGUGCUGAGACAGUUUAUGUGCUGCAAACCAUUCUUUGAGCGUAGCAUUUUCUUUGACCCAAGGGUGAACUAAAAUGCCUGUGAACUGCAAACUCGCUUGUGAUUGACUCAGUGCAAUACAGUUCAUUUCUAAACAUUUCUGGUUUAGAAAAUACUCAGCCAUCCUGGAAACUAGCAAUAUUUAUUUUGCCUCAUUUUACCUUCAAUUUUAGAUGAGGUGAAGUUUGUCUUUCACUUAGGGUACUUGCAAGAUCCACUUUAGUGUAGCUGAAGAGAAAGCUAUAUUUCUGUUUACUGUAUUUUGCUUCCUAUUUUAUCUUAUUUUUUUUAUCUUCAUAAUGGCUCACUUGAGUAUGUCAGUUUGAAAGAGCUAAGAUUUUCCUACUUAGCCAUUGGCUUUCCCACUAAUUGGGUUUUUUUUUUCUUUUAAAGUUUCCACUUUCCCUAAAAUUACAAGUUUUAGAAAAAUCCUGUAAGAGGGUGGGUGCAUGUCUUAAUGCUGAGAAGCAGCAGCUUUGGGGUUGAAUUUACUUGAAUGGUUUAAAAAUUGCAUUGUUACAAAGUUAGAAAAAAAUUUAUGUAUGGAAAAAUGACCCUAGCCUUACACUGAGUACAAUACUUAAAAGCAUGUGAAGAUGUGAUCAUUUGUGAUGUUACUUGUAAAAACAUAUAUACAUAUCUAUACAUAUCUUUUGAAGUGUUGAAAGGAAUAGUACUUUAUAUUCUUUAUCAUACCACUUUUGUAAGUGUUGAAUAUAUUGCUGUUUAUUUUUCUAUGUUCUGUUUCGUAGCCUUAAGAAGUGUUUCAAACGAUCUGAAUGUAUAAACCAAGUCAAUGCCCUACAUGGUGUGAUGCUGCAUUAUAUAUACAACCGUGUGCAUAUAUUAAAUUCUGUCUGUCGAUUCUG